GCUUGCCGCGCCGCGUUUCGACCUUUUGCGCUAGAGUAGCAUACCAGUCGCGCCGCCCUACUCCCAGACAGGAGAUGGGGAAGACCCUGGUGCGGAAAACCGUGUGGAUUCACAACAUACUUGUUGAUCUUCUCUAUUAAAAUAGGCGGGCGUCAUCCUAGGCGGACUAAAUCAGUGUAUAGGAGGAUUCUUAUCUAACCAUAAGGCGGAGGAGAUCCAGAGUGCCACGGAGGUAACGCCGUUUGAAACGGAAUGGGUCAUAAACCGUGCCGAGAGUAGGCUAAUAAACCUAAUGCCGUUUCCUCCUUUUCCCUCGGAUAUUUCAUGUUUUCAACACUGUCUCUCGCUACGGUCUGAUGAGCCAACCUAAAGUUAAGAUUCAAGGAUGAAAGAAAGCAAGCACAAAUGUAGACUGUAACUUCUCCCCGUCCGGAUCUUGCCUAUUGGAACUCGGUGGAACUCUUGUUAGUUCAAAAUGGAGAAAUCCUCAACGGGAUUGAAUAAGAAUGGCUCGCGAUCAACCGCAUCGCUACCCCCGGAACCGGCGGACAUAAUCCACAGCAAGUCAUGCUACCGCCGGGUAAGGCUCAACGUUGGGGGUCUUCCACAUGAGGUCCUCUGGCGAACAUUGGAUAGGUUACCACGCACCCGGUUAGGGAAACUACGAGACUGCAACACCCACGACUCACUCAUGGAGGUAUGUGACGACUACAAUUUGGACGAGAACGAGUACUUUUUUGACCGGCACCCAGGGGCGUUCACAUCCAUUUUGAACUUCUACCGGACCGGUAAGCUCCACAUGAUGGAGGAGAUGUGCGCCCUGUCGUUUAGUCAGGAGCUGGACUACUGGGGCAUAGAUGAGAUCUACCUGGAGUCCUGCUGCCAGGCCAGGUACCACCAAAAGAAAGAACAGAUGAAUGAGGAGCUCAAAAGAGAGCAAGACACCUUGAACGACAGAGAGGGAGAAGAGUUCGACAACACGUGUUGUGCUGAGAAACGAAAGAAACUCUGGGACCUUCUGGAAAAGCCCAGUUCGUCUGUCGCAGCCAAGAUCCUAGCCAUCAUUUCCAUCCUCUUCAUUGUCCUCUCCACCAUCGCCCUGUCCCUCAACACCCUGCCUGAGCUGCAGGACACAGAUGAGUUUGGCCAUGCCUCAGACAACCCCCAACUGGCCCAUGUAGAGGCCAUCUGUAUAGCCUGGUUCACUAUGGAGUACCUCCUCCGCUUCCUCUCAUCCCCCACCAAAUGGAAGUUCAUCAAAGGUCCCCUGAACGUGAUCGACCUGCUGGCCAUCCUUCCUUAUUACAUCACAAUCUUUCUGACAGAGUCCAACAAAAGUGUUCUACAGUUCCAGAACGUCCGGAGGGUGGUUCAGAUCUUCCGGAUAAUGCGUAUCCUGAGAAUUCUGAAGCUGGCACGUCACUCCACGGGGCUACAGUCUCUAGGUUUCACCCUGAAGAGGAGUUACAAUGAGCUGGGUCUACUCAUCCUCUUCCUGGCCAUGGGCAUCAUGAUCUUCUCCAGCCUAGUCUUCUUUGCCGAGAAGGACGAGGAUGACACAAAGUUCAAAAGCAUCCCUGCCUCCUUCUGGUGGGCCACCAUUACUAUGACCACGGUGGGCUACGGGGACAUUUACCCUAAGACUUUGCUUGGGAAGAUUGUGGGGGGUCUCUGUUGCAUUGCAGGGGUGCUGGUGAUAGCCUUGCCCAUCCCCAUCAUCGUCAACAACUUCUCGGAGUUCUACAAGGAGCAGAAGCGUCAAGAGAAAGCUGUGAAGCGUCGGGAGGCACUGGAGAGGGCGAAACGCAAUGGGAGCAUUGUCUCCAUGAACAUGAAGGAGGCGUUUGCCCGCAGUGCCGAGCUGAUGAACGUGGUGGUGGAGAAGAGCGAGAGGCUGCUGACGCAAGAUAACCACCUCUCGCCCAGCCACUGGAAGUGGACGCCCAAGCGGGCUGCCAACGCCUCAGAGACCAGCUCGGCCCACUCCUUCAACCCUGUGGAGUCCCAGACGGGUUCCCCCAGCAAGGCCAGGGCCUCCAGUCCUCAGGGGCUCAACGCUCAGAAGCUGGAGGAGAUGUAUUACCAGAUGGCCAAGACCCAGUCACAGCCCAACCUCAACGCCAACGACAACAGCUCCAGGGCUGGCAGACAGAGGGAUGAGAUAGAGCUGGGGGCCAUCCCUGGAGGUCCAGGGGACCCUAUGCUAGGGGGUCGAGAGGGGGUGGGGGACAUGAAGAGCCUGUCUAGUAUUGACAGCUACAUCAGCUGUGCUGCAGACUUCCAGGAGAAUCCACGUGGUGUCUACCCCCUAAGUCCAGCCUCCGGCCUGGCCCUCCUUGCCCAGGAGACCAGCCGCUUCUCCCAUAUCAGCCCAGCCAUGGCCCUCUCUGGGCGGGUCAGCACCAACCCUGGCCUCCAGACCACCCUGGAGCAUGAGUUUUUUUCUGCUGCAAAAAACUCAGUCUCGGACAACACUCACAACUUCAACAAACCUUUGAAAGGUGGCAGCCACUCCUACAAGGUGAAGUACCGGAGCAGUGGAGGGGAGUCGGGGCCAGGACCAGGUCGGUCGCCCAGCAGCGGUGAUCCUCUCUCAGGCAUCCUGUCUGACCGCUCCCUGCUCAGCCCGGAGACGUCCAUCUACACCACGGCCAGUAGCAGGACCCCACCCAAGUCUCCGGACAGCUCCACCCUGACCACGGCCCCGACCUCCACCCCGGUUGUCUUCACCUUCCAUGACUCCUCCAUCAGUAAGUACAUUGACGCCGAUACAGAUGACGACGAGCACCUGAGGGACAUGUCGGAUGCCACAAGCCCCUCGGAGUGCCUGCUGGCCGGCUCCAGCGCCCCCAAAUGCAGCCGGAACAUCAACAGUGGCUACAACCAUAGAGGCAUCAACCACCUGGCAUCAAGCACCACCCAGCGAAUGCUGGGGCAGAACUGCCUGUUCCCCAGCCUGGAUGGGGGGACGCGGGGGAGCGGGGGCCACACGGAGAACAAUGUGGUGCCGGAGCUGCCCCGCAGGCCCAAAGGGGACAGAGGAAAGUCUAGUACCAUGGACCAGAGCCUCUGAGCUGCAGAGGGACAUCCAGUGACAUCCAGAGAGACACGGACUAGCCGUGUGAGGAAGGCGGAGAAAGAGAAAGUGAUAGAGAGAUAGAAAGAGAAAGAGAGAGAAAGAAAUGGAAGGAAAGAGAGACACACUGUGCCGAGUCCCUUUACAAACUAACAGAAAGGGCCAGGAAAUGAGAGAGAUUCAGGGCAGAGUUUGGGCUGUGGUGUUGAAUACUCUGGGAAAAGACUUGUAGAACAGAUCGAGAACACCACUCUCCCUCCCUAUUAGCCACAGUACACUAGCUAUCACAAAACUGCAGAGAGCACUCCCAGGGACCCAUCUGAGCAGGGGCGUAGGGAGUAGGUCAAAGGUCAAAGCAAAGCAUCCUGGGAAGGGAAACUUUGUCUGUUGGUUGGUUUGGGCUGUGGUGGUUCAGGUCAAUUCAUUGGCUCUGGGGUAGGGGGAAAGAGGUGAGGCAGAAUGGAUGAAGGGGGGAACCAGGAGGCAGGGAAGAGCAAGGAGAGAUUCAUGUUGUGAGGGAUAGAAAGACAAUCAUCCCCUAUAUUCUCCAACAGUUCUACCUAUCUCAGGUGACCACUGUCCCAUUCCAGCCUGAGCCCCAGCCCAGCUCACACUGUAGUAGGGAUUCCAGAAGAAGAGUUACGGUAGACGCCAAUAAGCUACUUACUAGAGCCCCCCUAGCCCCAAACCUGCCCUUAGUCAUAUGUGUGUGUGUGUGUGUGUGUGUGUGUGUGUGUGUGUGUG
This is a messenger RNA of Salmo salar (Atlantic salmon), 3820 nucleotides long. RefSeq names its product potassium voltage-gated channel subfamily B member 1. NCBI's taxonomy places the organism in Eukaryota, Metazoa, Chordata, Actinopteri, Salmoniformes, Salmonidae. Gene Ontology annotation, biological process: protein homooligomerization; action potential; potassium ion transmembrane transport. Gene Ontology annotation, cellular component: membrane; voltage-gated potassium channel complex. Gene Ontology annotation, molecular function: delayed rectifier potassium channel activity; protein binding. The record is from RefSeq and is a predicted model, not a curated record.